AUGAACAAAUCUGUCGAGGUGGUAGAAAUAUUGCACCUUGACGACUUUACCGCCAGCGAGAUCGCAGCUUCGUGGUAUGAUGAAGAAGAAAUGAAGGAAAUUACUCAGGGAUGCUUCAAAGUACUACAAAGAAUGGAAUAUGGAGGAACCAAAAAAGGUAAAAAGUAUUGCACUCGGGGUCUUGAAGGGCACACUACGCUAGGAUCCAUCAGUAAAAAGGAAACAAGAACAGCUUCGUUCGUAGCAGUAUUGGACGAACAAGAAAAGCAAUGGAACGAGAACAAAGAUUUUGAUUUUCAAGCCAUUUCAGAUGCAUACAGAAAAGUUAGCUCAAGCAGCCAAUUGUGGGCUCAAGUCAUUGGUAACCGUGACCACCAAGCCAUAGAAGCCUACCUCUACCAAGAUGAAGAAGAGGACGAAGAGGUUCAAGCGACUACUACAGCAGUUUCAAUCAAGUCUGCAAAGUCUGUUUUCAAAAGCCCCGUCAGCCAAACAAAACCACUGAAUAUGGAGGGCGCAGCUGGUGUUGUCGUCCAUCAAGCUGUUGCAAGGGCGGCAUGA
Cylindrotheca closterium is the source of this 561-nucleotide messenger RNA. The record is from the annotation of a GenBank genome assembly. NCBI's taxonomy places the organism in Eukaryota, Bacillariophyta, Bacillariophyceae, Bacillariales, Bacillariaceae.